GGACAGCAAAACAUUGGCGUAGGUACUUCAUUGUCUUCAUUAAACUGUUUAAAAUGAGAAUCUGGAUUGAGACAGGAGGCAUGGAUUGAAAUAAUUAUAAAUAAAACUACUUAUACACAAAUUUAUCUCUCAAUAAUCACCCCAAUAUAUUCCUUUAAAUAAACUUUGCAUUUUAUUUUAGCUAAUAAUAGAUACGUAAUUCCCUCAUUAUAUAGCUUCAAUACAAACAAAUACAAACUAUUAUUACAGAAUGUCUGACGGUACAUUUUUGCUCUCGAUAUCCGGCCAAAUCGAAUUCGUAGAAUUAAUGUCCACAGCGGGCUCUUGCUACCAUUGCAAAUACGAAUUUUUCACCGGCCCCGAUUGGAAAAUAAUCGGAGGUUUAGAAACGGGGAUUUCCCAAAUCGCCAACGUAAUCAGCAACAACGACAAAGUGGUUUUUAAUUUUCCUGUCGAUGCGCAGUUCAAAAGUACUAAUCUUUUUGGAUGGCCUCAAAUGGUUUUAAGUAUCUACAAAGAAACCACCUUGGAAGGAUACGGUAGGGUGCAUUUGCCUAUAAAACCGGGACGGCGCCAUUUGGAGGUGAAUUUGGCCAAGCCGCAAGCUUCUUCGUUGUUGGGCUAUAUUGGGUCGUUUUUCGGUUAUCAGCCUGAAUUGUUGCAGCCUAAAAUGCUGGCUAGUACUGCUGGAAAUAAUUUGAUUAGAAUGGAAACGAGUGGACGAGCCCAUAUGUCCUUCAACGUAAUAUCACAAGGCCUGCUAAGACUGGGAUACGACCUGGGACAAACCAAUAGAGAAUAAAACAAUAAACAUUUUGUAUUUUUUUUAUUACAUAAACUUUACUAUACAAUUGAAUGCAUAAAAUUUGAAAAAAAAAAAAAUAAGAAAAUAAAUACACUAAUGAGAGUCAAACUUAUUUUUAUAAUAUCUAUAUAUAAAAAAUGUACAAAAGAGAAUUAAAGCAAAAUAAACUACUAUAAAUAUACAAUUUUGCUUAAGAGUUUUGAUUAUUAAUGAGUCAAUAAUAAUCACUAAUAAAUUUUGUAUCCAGAUUAUUAUUAAUAAUAUUAACGCUUCACAAGAAGUCUAUACUUAUAAUAUAAUAUUUUUUUAACUGGUCCUUAUUUUAUUUAAUGAACCACCCUAUACAAUUAUUAAAUAGUUUAUAUAAAAAAACAUCCACACGUGAAGCAUCAAAUCAUUUUUUUUUUAUUAGUCUUUGGCAGUUGUCCAACUUUUUUUGUUUUAAUAGUAGUAAUAUACAAAAUUAUAAUUCAAAUGCAAAUACUUUAGGCCCCAAAAAUAAUGUGAUGUAUCAAAAAUUUACUGUUGCUGCUUUGAGCAAUAAAUGAGCAAUUAAAUUGUAUGUUAUAUUAGCUCCAUUAAUAAUUGUUCCCGUUGUUUUGUCCUAAAAUAAAAAGGGCGCCAAUAGUAUUUUUUUUUUGGGUCUAUUAAAUGGAAUGGAGUUGUAUCAGUCAGUGUUUGGCACCACUUUUGAGAUUCUCAAAGCUACACACUUUAAUAAUAAUUAUUAUUUAAUCUAGACACAUUGAUUGCCUAUAGUCAUUGAUUCUACAAAACCUCGCUUCUAAAAAACCACAUCAACAUCUAAUAAUAAUAAUAUACAAAGUCAACUAAAAAUUAUCUUACAAACUAGUUUGUGAGGAAAAAAUUCGUAAAAACAAAAACCAUUUUACUAUUGAUUUGUAUUGCAUGCCUGCAUUUCCCAAAUAUAAAACAAAAACUUGGAAAAAUUCUCGACCAACGCCCUACAGCUCAGUGACGGCGUACAAGUGGCGUUCGCUUUCGGUAUUGGCGUACGCCCCCUCGUUGGGCCCCAUCAUUUGGUCCUGGAUUUUGACGGACCGGAACUGGUGCGAGUGCCCGUGAGCUCCGUUAUUGGUUCCUCGUUGUAAAGAACGAAAUUGCGCGUUUACAGGUUGGAAACUGCUUACGGAGUCUUGCCACGCACCCCUUUG
Messenger RNA from Ceutorhynchus assimilis (cabbage seed weevil), 1980 nucleotides. The record is from the annotation of a GenBank genome assembly. NCBI's taxonomy places the organism in Eukaryota, Metazoa, Arthropoda, Insecta, Coleoptera, Curculionidae.